AUGGAUCACGACUUCUGGGUCACCGCGGCACCCGAAAGUUAUCGUGUUGAGUACAAGGCUUGGUGGGCCGCGGACCUUGUAAAUCCCAUCGCUGCCUUCCAUAGCACUGAGAAUGACACCCUCAGUGAACAAUCAGUGCAUGCCCUCCAACAAACCUACGGGUAUAUGGCGUUCAACAACAACAAAUUUGGUAUCCUUACCAAUUGGAAGCAUGCCUUGUUCCUGCGUCGCGCUGAAACACCCGAUCGCAAGACCCUUGAGUACUAUCUGGUUGAGCUAAACAGAGCUGGCUGGCUCUCAAUGCUCAAAGUGUUCGUUGGCAUGGUGUUGCUUGCUGAGGAUGACUGGUUCUAUCCAUGCCCUACCCUAUUCCCUGCCCCUCUGAACCUAAGCUUUGGAACGUCGCCUGCUGCCUGGAAGAAUCGGAGGGCAGCCGUUGCUGUUGCUGGAGGAUAUUCUAUGCAACCCGUCAAUGGUGCUUACCAGCGUCGUCCUAUUGACUUUCACCUAUGUUGCCUUGACCCCCGCUCUGCUCGUCCUCGAGUGGAUGGUUGUGUAGUGACUGCGACAUUGCUAUCACAAUCCGCUGGGUUCCCUGACCUCAAUGUUGUCUGCAAAAUUGCUGAUGCCUUGCACUCUGCCGAUGCAGCAAGUUCACUAAAUGAUGAAGCCUGUACCUAUGCUGCUCUACAAGAUCUCCAAGGCAAAGUGAUACCCACACUGCAUGGCUUCUAUGAAGUUUGGGGGAUUCUGCAGUUUCUUGCUCUUGAACCUGUCGGUAACGCCAUUCCUGAAGAUGAACAAAUCGACCAAACACUUCGCACGGAAAUGAAGGCAGCUCUCCGGCACAUUCACAAUGCGGGGUAUCUCCACGGCGAUAUCGCGCGUCGUAACUUUUGUAGAACGGAUAGCGGUGACAUUUUCUUGGUGGACUUGGAGAGAUGUCAACCUUCUGGGGACCCAUCCGAGCUGGAUCGUGAGAUGGAUAAGGUAGACAGGUUGUAG
Molecule: messenger RNA, 1005 nt
Organism: Laccaria bicolor S238N-H82
Lineage: Eukaryota; Fungi; Basidiomycota; Agaricomycetes; Agaricales; Hydnangiaceae
Exons: 2
Coding region: 1-1005 (334 amino acids)
Source: RefSeq, a predicted model, not a curated record